AUGGCGGUCGAGAACGGCAGAAAUGGUGAUAACAGUGCGGAUGAAGCCACCACAUCAAAAAGUCAGGAGGUGGAGGAGAAAAGUUCUGUUGGAAAUGGGGACCAACAAAAGCAAGAGAAGAGCAAAGGGGAUGAAGAAACUAAAACAGUUCCAUUUCUCAAGCUCUUUUCGUUUGCGGAUUCUACAGAUAUUUUGUUGAUGAUCCUCGGGACGAUUGGUGCUGUUGCAAAUGGAGCAUCCUUUCCAGUUAUGUCAAUACUUUUCGGAGAUCUGGUUAAUUCUUUUGGACAAAAUCAGAAUAACAAAGAUGUAGUGGAUUUAGUUUCAAAGGUGUCUCUCAAAUUUGUCUACUUGGGAGUUGGUUCUGGUGUAGCAUCGUUUCUUCAGGUGGCUUGUUGGAUGGUCACCGGAGAGAGACAGGCUUCACGAAUAAGGGGUACAUAUUUGAAAACCAUACUGAGACAAGAUGUUGCCUUUUUCGAUAAGGAAACCAACACUGGAGAGGUUGUUGGUAGAAUGUCUGGAGACACUGUUCUUAUACUAGAUGCUAUGGGUGAAAAGGUUGGGAAAUUUAUACAGCUGGUGUCAACAUUCAUUGGAGGCUUUAUUAUUGCAUUUGUCAAAGGGUGGCUUCUUACUCUUGUCAUGUUAUCCUCCAUUCCCCUGCUUGUGAUAGCUGGCGCAGGAUUGUCCAUCAUGAUAACUAGGAUGGCAUCUCGUGGCCAAACUGCUUAUGCUAAAGCAGCGACUGUAGUAGAACAAACUAUUGGCUCAAUCAGAACAGUUGCAUCAUUUACCGGGGAGAAGCAAGCCAUAAAUAAUUACAAGAAGUUUCUGGUUACUGCAUAUAAAUCUGGUGUUCAAGAAGGCUUCACUGCUGGAUUAGGUCUUGGCAUCGUUAUGUUAGUAAUCUUCUGCAGCUAUGCGUUGGCAGUAUGGUAUGGUGCAAAGAUGAUAUUGGAAAAAGGAUACAUUGGGGGUGAUGUAGUUAAUGUGAUUAUUGCUGUGUUAACUGGUUCUAUGUCCCUAGGGCAGGCAUCUCCUUGCAUGAGUGCAUUUGCAGCUGGUCAAGCUGCAGCUUACAAGAUGUUUGAGACUAUCAAUAGAAAGCCAGAGAUAGAUGCUUCCGAUACAAGGGGAAAGAUAUUGGAUGACAUCAGAGGAGAUAUAGAGUUAAGGGAUGUAUAUUUUAGUUAUCCAGCCAGACCAGAUGAGCAGAUAUUUUCUGGAUUCUCUCUUUUAAUCCCAAGCGGAACAACUGCAGCAUUGGUUGGACAAAGUGGAAGCGGAAAGUCAACAGUGAUCAGUCUGAUAGAGAGAUUUUAUGAUCCACAAGCUGGUGAAGUUCUCAUAGAUGGCAUUAACCUCAAGGAGUUUCAGCUAAAGUGGAUCCGGGAUAAAAUUGGUCUUGUCAGUCAGGAACCUGUGUUGUUUACCUCCAGCAUCAAGGAUAACAUUGCAUAUGGAAAAGAAGGUGCAACUACUGAAGAGAUAAGAGCAGCAACUGAACUUGCCAAUGCUGCUAAAUUCAUUGAUAAACUACCUCAGGGACUAGACACCAUGGUUGGUGAGCAUGGAACUCAGAUGUCAGGUGGACAGAAACAGAGAAUUGCAAUAGCAAGAGCCAUUCUGAAAGAUCCACGAAUUUUACUUUUGGAUGAAGCUACAAGCGCACUUGAUGCGGAAUCUGAAAGGAUAGUGCAGGAGGCUUUAGACAGGAUUAUGGUCAAUCGAACAACUGUCAUUGUUGCCCAUCGUCUGAGCACUGUGAGAAAUGCGGAUAUGAUUGCAGUUAUUCACCGUGGAAAGAUGGUGGAGCAAGGUUCCCACGCAGAACUACUCAAGGAUCCUGAAGGAGCUUACUCUCAGCUUAUACGCUUACAAGAAGUUAACAAAGUGUCCGAACAAGAAACAGAUGACAAGAAGUCAGAUAUUUCUGCAGAGUCCCUAAGACAGUCAAGUCAGAGAAUCUCACUGAAACGGUCAAUAAGUCGGGGAUCAUCUGGGGUUGGAAACAGCAGUCGACACUCUUUCUCAGUGUCAUUUGGUUUACCUACUGGAUUCAAUGUCCCUGACAAUUCCAUUGCAGAAUUAAAGGAUUCUACGCAGAAACAACAAACUGAUGUCCCAAUCAGCCGCCUUGCGUAUCUCAACAAGCCAGAGAUUCCAGUUCUAAUGGCUGGUUCUAUAGCUGCAAUUCUCAAUGGGGUCAUAUUUCCAAUUUAUGGUAUACUACUUUCCAAUAUGAUUAAAACAUUUUUUGAACCACCUCAUGAGUUGAGAAAGGAUUCGAAGUUCUGGGCAUUAAUGUUUAUGACCCUUGGCCUGGCUUCAUUUGUGGUGUAUCCAACACAAACAUACUUAUUUUCGGUGGCCGGUUGCAAAUUAAUACAAAGGAUCCGAUCUAUGUGUUUUGAGAAGGUGGUUCUCAUGGAGGUGGGCUGGUUCGAUGAGCCUGAACACUCAAGUGGAGCAAUUGGUGCUAGGCUCUCAGCAGAUGCAGCGACAGUGCGUGCUCUGGUUGGAGAUUCUCUUUCCCAGUUGGUUCAGAACAUUGCUUCUGCUAUAGCGGGUUUGGUCAUUGCCUUUACUGCAUCUUGGGAAUUGGCACUGGUAAUCCUUGUACUACUUCCUCUUAUAGGACUCAAUGGAUUUAUUCAAAUAAAGUUCAUGAAAGGAUUCAGUGCAGAUGCAAAGAAAAUGUAUGAGGAAGCAAGCCAAGUUGCAAAUGACGCUGUUAGCAGCAUAAGAACUGUUGCUUCUUUCUGUGCUGAAGAGAAGGUGAUGCAAUUAUACAGAAGGAAAUGUGAAGGCCCUAUGAGGACAGGAAUAAGGCAAGGGCUGAUCAGUGGAACUGGAUUCGGAGUUUUCUUUGCUUUAACCAUGGCAGCGUUUGGAAUUUCUCAAUCAAGCUCCUUUGCUCCUGAUUCCUCAAAAGCCAAGGGUGCAGCUGCUUCCAUAUUCUCUAUUAUAGAUCGAAAGUCGAAUAUCGAUCCAAGUGAUGAGUCAGGAACAACAUUAGACAAUGUGAAAGGAGAAAUCGAACUUCGCCACAUAAGCUUUAAGUAUCCAACUAGGCCGGACAUUGAAAUUUUCCGAGACCUCAGCUUGGCCAUUCAUUCUGGCAAGACUGUUGCCCUGGUUGGAGAAAGUGGAAGUGGGAAAUCAACGGUGAUCUCACUAUUGCAAAGAUUUUAUGAUCCCGAUUCCGGUCAUAUAACUCUUGAUGGAAUUGACAUUCAGAGUCUGCAACUCAAGUGGUUGAGGCAGCAGAUGGGGCUUGUGAGCCAAGAACCAGUUCUCUUUAAUGAUACAAUCCGCGCCAACAUUGCAUAUGGAAAGGAAGGAAAUGCAACUGAAGCAGAAAUUCAUGCUGCAUCGGAGCUGGCCAAUGCACACAAAUUCAUUAGUAGUUUACAACAGGGGUACGACACUGUUGUAGGAGAGCGAGGAACCCAUUUGUCCGGGGGACAGAAACAAAGGGUGGCCAUUGCUCGUGCUAUAGUCAAAAGUCCCAAAAUACUUCUAUUGGAUGAGGCUACCAGUGCACUGGAUGCUGAAUCUGAAAGGGUGGUUCAAGAUGCACUGGACCGAGUUAUGGUGAAUAGGACUACAGUCGUUGUGGCCCAUCGAUUAUCUACAAUCAAGAAUGCAGAUGUUAUUGCCGUGGUGAAAAAUGGAGUCAUUGUGGAGAAAGGCAAGCAUGAUUCUUUGAUCCAUAUCAAAGAUGGUUUUUAUGCCUCUUUAGUGGCUCUUCAUACGAGUGCCUCAACGUCUUGA
Molecule: messenger RNA, 3780 nt
Organism: Dovyalis caffra
Lineage: Eukaryota; Viridiplantae; Streptophyta; Magnoliopsida; Malpighiales; Salicaceae
Source: the annotation of a GenBank genome assembly